This is a messenger RNA of Patella vulgata (common limpet), 7724 nucleotides long. RefSeq names its product protein rolling stone. The transcript is spliced from 4 exons. NCBI's taxonomy places the organism in Eukaryota, Metazoa, Mollusca, Gastropoda, Patellidae. The coding region runs from base 58 to 990 and encodes 310 amino acids. The record is from RefSeq and is a predicted model, not a curated record. Gene Ontology annotation, cellular component: membrane.
GUUUGUACACUUGUGUCAGUGAUAGGCUUACAGAGACGUAGGAUUUAGUCGCGAAGAAUGGACGCGUGUACUAGAUGUGUUAGCUUCGAGUUCCGAUCGGAGAAUGCCGGAUUGGAACACGAUCGUCCCGAGAACUUCGUGACGUCACAGUGGCCAGGUCACCCUAAAUUCUACCCCUUAUAUCGAAUAGUUGCUGCUGUGGUGCUAACAGGUUGGGCGAUAGCAGACGUCGUGUACGAAACUAGGACUUUUUAUAACGGACAGACGUGGAAAUGGUUUAUUUUUGCAACUAAUUGGAGUUUUAUUCUACUAGCAUUAUCAGGAUUAUUCCAAGCUCUGACCACCUGUUUAUACAACUUUAGAUCUCAUUGGAUCAUAAAUUAUCAGUAUCCGAGAUCGCUACCUAUAUUAUUAAAGUUGCAAUGGAUAUUGGUCAACAUCAGUUGUAACUCGGCGGUUGUCGUGACUACUUCCUAUUGGUGUUUUAUAGCGUUAUUUGAUCAUUCUCCUGUUCUGGUUACACCAAUGAGUCGAGUUAAACACACCAUGAAUACCAUUUAUGUAAUUGUUGACUUGCUGAUUAGUGGAACUCCAAUCCGAGUGCUUCAUAUGUUCUUCACUGUAAUGCUAGGAUCUAUUUACGCGCUCUUUAACGCCAUCUACUUCCUUAACGACGGAACCGUAACUACUGGAGAGGGUGGAAUGGCGGUCCGCCAUUACGCUUACAACUUCAUGGACUGGAAUAAACCUGUAGAAGCGGUUAUCACCUGUGUACUGUGUGUGUUUCAAUCUCUAAUAGCUCAAGUUGUUAUCUUUAUAAUUUUUAAAAUUAGGGUUGUUAUCUUUGAAAAAAUGUACUUCGGGGGAUCGAGUUCUGAGGUGGAGUCAGAGCUACAAAACAUAGUGACAGAAUCUAACUCGUAUAGUACAAUGGAUGAGAAGGAGUUUAUAGAUACUAAUGCGCCUUCGACUCAUGUCGGGGUUAAGUGAUGACGUAUUUAUUUUUAUAAUGACUUUUAAUUCAAAUAUAUCGUUAUUAGUAUCAGUUGUUGACAUAUAAAAUCAAGAUGAGAUUGAGUAUAUUGUGAAUAUAUAAUCAGUGAACAGUGAUGAAUUAUCUGAUAUUUGAGUAUUUGCUAUGUCUGCCAUGUUGACUGUUCGUCUCUAGAAUCUCUGCCAUCCCAGUAGACUGCGCAUCGGCGGAAGUGGAAUGGACCGAAUGCAGAUAAGGUGAUUCAAGGAAGUUGUUUGGUUAAUACCUCUAGAUUCGACAAAUAUCAAAUUUAUUUUCCUCCUUUUGUGAAAUCAUUUGGUUUUUUUAACUAUUGGUGUCUUUGACUGUGCUGUUCAAAGUUAAAUAAUGAUUUAUGAAUAACGAUCAAGAGCUAUGAUAAAACCCCUGGGUAAUAUUAAAAAUAUUAUCUACUUUGUAAUUAUCAAAAAUAAAAUGUUGGACGCUAUUUGUGAUACCGCGUAUCUUAAAUCCUGUAAAACUAAAAUAUGUUGAUUUCAAAAAAUAGUUGAGGCGUAGAAAUGUUUCUUUGUUAAGUUUAGCUUGAUACAGCAAAUCCAUUUUGUUAAAUUUCAUUCUUGAAUUUUGUUUGAUACGGCGGCCAUAUUUGAUAAAGAAGUAUGGCUGCCGGUUUGUUUUUGAAAUUUAAAUUUAGCUUUAAAAAGUAAAAACGUUUCAAAAAGUCGUGUGGUUUUUAUAGAAUUGAAAUUUAAUAUCCCGGAGAUAAGUUGGUUCAUUCGUUCUAAAAGGCGAAUAAAAUAGCGUUACUAUCGAUGAUUAUGCUUAUCUUAUCUUAUCUUAUGAUUAGCUUAUCUUCCGGAUAUUAACGUCAGACCUUUAGGUAAUAAAUAUUAUUCAUGAAAAAUGUUACAUUUGUAUUAUUAAUUUCAUGUAUUUCGUGAAUUUUACCAUGUACUUAUUCUCAACAUAAUUCCCGGCAUUGUUUAAUUAACAUUAUUCCAUGUAUAUUUAACUAGAAUAUUAUCAUUCACAUGAUCUUUUACAUAAUAUUCUAUAUUAUUUAUGUGUCAUAUCUUUAAUUAUGUGUUUUUAAUUAUAGCUGUUGGUUAUUCGUGUAUCAAUGAGUCUCUUUUUUUAAUAUUUAUUAUGUCUGUUUUCGCCUGUUUGUAGAAAUAUUGCGAAAACCAGAUUUCUGUCAGAACCCCACACCCACUCCGAUUUAAAACUAAUUCAAAAUUAAACGAAACAAAAAGCCAAUAUUGAUUUCAAUAUAGUUUUGUAACAGCUUUAAGGUAGGUAGUUCAUAUUUUAUUGAUAUAUCAAUCCGAAACUAAAACUUAAAUUUUGUUUAGUGAAAAUCUUCAUUAAUAUAAAUCAUAUCGACUAUUCACGUGUUAAUUAUAAAAAAAAAAUGUUUAGUGAAAAUCUCCAUUAAUAUAAAUCAUAUUGACUAUUCACGUGUUAAUUAUAAAAAAAAAUAAUCUAUAAUUAUCUGGCAAUACUGACACUGUAAACAAUGUUAAAGUUGCUGUGUUAAAUUUAAAACUGGUAUACUCUUUAAUAUACACAGAGAAAAGGGUACGUCAAUAUCCCUAUUUGAAUCAAUCUGGUUAAAUGAAAUGAAAUGAAAUGGAGUUUAACGUCCUACUUUUCUGCUCCUAACCUGGGCUAAUGAAGACGGCAAUCUGGUUAAAACACAGAUCCUAUUUCGUUUCGUUUUUAUAGUUCAAAAUUUCGUUUUACUUGUCUUUACUACACUUGAAUCUGGAAGAGUUGUUAUUUAACUCGUGUUCUGAAUGGUGUCAGGGAUAAGCCAAUGAAACGGUCUGUUACGGCGAGCUUUAGGCGUGUUUUUCACGGAACUGUGGGUAAUCCACCAGUAACAUCAAUGCUGAUUGGUUAAUCAAAUAUCUGACAUCAUAGAGUCAUAAGUCGGUCUUUUGACCCCUGACGUGACCUAUCGCUAUAACUUGUCAGAUCUUUAUGUAGCGUAGGCCAUCGAAAGUAUAAAAAAACGAAACGAAAUAUAGAUCUAUAUUUUAAUCCGAUUGUAUUUGAAUAUAAUGCUAGUAUUUGAUGAGAUGUAAUACCUCAGUCAGACCGGGGUGGCGUCCUUACUUCGCUGCUACGGCGACGGAAAAUGGUUUUAGAGCGCGUUAAGAUCGCCAUAAGUGUGGUGGAAACACCAGAUAUCGUGCUGUGGUCACCAUGGUCGCCAAUGAUCGCCGAGCCAUAUCGUUUGUAUUGAGCAUGUUCAAAACAAACACCAAGAUUCUGCGAUCUAAACUGGAAAGCUAUGAGAACACGACAUUUUUCAAGUUUUAAUUUUUUGGGGACAUUUUCUCUCGUUGUGUUCACGUUUGCCGGCGACCUUGUGUAUUCUGUGGUCGCCGUACUGUCGCAGCAACGCAGUAAGGUCGCCAUCCCGGUCUGACGGGGGCUUUAACUAUUACGUUCUGGAAGGUAUUUAAUCUUCCCGAACUGCCUCGAGGAAACCCUGAACCAGCUACGAAAGACAAAAACUGAAGUUAAAGCAGUGGAUUAAAAGUGAUUCUGUCGGGUUGAAAAUUUGAGGCGAAAAUCGGGUGAUGCCAAAUCCAAAUAAAUAUGGCUAGUACAGGUCAUUAGGACAUCCUACAGUUCACGCCAUUUCAGUUCCCCGUCUCCAUAAGCCCAAUAGGACGUUAAACCCGAUUUCAUUCAUUUCAGUUCAUGUUAAAGUUGUCCAUAGAGCCGUCAACAUAAAGGGUCAAUAUCCGGAAGCUUACAUUCAUAUCAUGAUAUAGCCGAAUGGAACCUGCUCUAUGAUGUUCCUCUGUGCAUAUGCCAUACCCUUGCUCCACUAUCCGCCGUGAACGAGAGAAAGCGACUCACAUCCGACCAGUGAGAUUUUUGCCAUGACGCCAUGUUCCAAUAAUGACGUGCUCGGCACCAUGCUAGUCGUGCAGCCUUGUGGUCACGUGACAAGAGAGGUCGUAUAAGGUCGUGUUUGAUGUAUUUGCACUGACACCUUCAUGUUGGACAGAAAACUUCAUAAAUUCUCAUUUCAUUUACACUUAUAUUUAUUUACGUAAUAAAUUUCUCUUGAUCGCAUAAACAUUCGGGUGUUGCGAUACUUUGUUUUCUCUGUGUAUAUUAUCGCAUGUCAUUAAUUUACUCCAUUCACCCAUUUAUCUAUUUCCCUUCCUGUCUUUGCUCAAUUUUCUGUGCAAAAUGCAUGACUUUAAGUGGUGCUAUUCUUGUGUGUGCGUUUUGCUUGUGUGUGUGUGACUGUGUUUUGCUUGUUUUGGGUGUUUCGCUUGUGUGUUUCGCUUGUGUGGCCGUGUGGGUGUCAUAAGUGUGCUUACCCCUUUUCUGUCCGCGUAUCUCCUGUAUUUACUACUAAUAUAUGUAUAUAAUCAUUAAAACCUCACCAAUAUUUUCAAAGUGUUGGUUUAACACGUAUAUAUCAGAAACAUUAAAAUAUUCAUAUCCAAAAUUUGGAAACGGGUAAAAGAUGACAACAGAUCGUAUAACAGAACGAUGCUGGGCUGACAUUAUCGUAAAUUGAACGGGCUAAUUUUAGUAGCUUUGAUUUAGGGGGUGGAAUGGUUAGCGCGUGUGCGCUGUAUCAUAGGGACUGUCAUUGAAUCAACUGGCGUGGUUUCGAUUACCCAGUUGUACGUGAAAUGGAGUAGGGUCGCCUGUUUAACGUCGUAAGUUUUUUUCCGGGUCCUCCUGUUUCCUCCCACUGCUAAAGCGCAAACGAAUUAUUGAAAUAAAAUUGACCUAGUUUGUGUCGAGUAGACGUUAAAUCCCAUCUCUCCCCCCCCCCUCUCUCUCUCUCUCUCUGUAUUGAUUUAGUUUAACAUGAAGUCUUCGAUUGGGGUGAUCGUGUGUGUGAUUUCAACUACUGCUGGGAAGGGUUCUAUGAGAUUUAAAUUAUCGUUUAGUUCACUAAUUGGGGUUUAGUUUACGUAUAGAUAACUAUUUCUACACAGUCGAUUAUAUCUCAGCAUUGGCUGUAUCUGUCGACGUAAACUUUGGAACAAAGCCAGAUUGUCAGCCUAAAAAACAAGUCAACAAAGAAAAUACAAAAGAAAUUGACAACUUUAUGUUACCUUAAUCAAAGAAGGACAUUUUAAGUAUUUCAAUUUACAAUCUAUUUUAUGAGUUUGAGUUUUAAAUGUUUGUUCAGUAAGUAUUGCUUUCUAAUUUUGAAAAACAGGAAUCAUUUCUAUUGACAAUUGGCCAGGGUCAUCGCGGGUGUUUUUUUGUUAAACCAGAUCGAAUGACGAAGUUAACACCGGAAGUAAGAACAGGCUAAACCACUGAUCUUAUAUAUUUUUCGGGGCUCCAUUCAUCGGGAUUUUCCAGCUUGAUUGCUGCUUGCCAGUGGUGCAGGAUCGGGGGUCAACCAAGGAACAGAAACUAACCGUUCGGAGUGCACUAGGAAACGGUUAAGAUGUUCGCGCACUUUGAAAUCGAAAAUAAGUGGGUCGUUGAGCCGCUAAAUCUCCCUCAUAGCACAGAUGCCCGUCUUUGUUAUGUAGAUUUAAGUAGAAAAGUAAAACUUUUACGCCCUAUUUUUUUUAUCUAUUUUCCAGAAUUAGAAAGCAAUCUUUUAAUUAUUUAUUUUUUAUUUCUGUGUGUUGCAUACGGCCUCGAUUGUUGUUUGUUAUAAAUAAUGUAUAAUGUCGUUUAUUUUGACUGUGAUAAAAAUAAUAUAUUAAAAUGAAUUUUGUGUUAUUACAAUUAUUUCAAAUGAGUGUUAGUUAGUUAACGUUAUAAUAAUUUUUUUUCUUGUAAGACACUGAAUUCCCUUGCCAGGACAAUAUCAGAUAAACUGUCUAGUAUUCUAGUCUCGACAUCAACGUUCAGUAUAUUCCAAUCUGAUUAAAACAAUUUCGUUUCGUUUUUAUAGUUCAAAAUUUCUAUUUCACUUGUCUUUACUACAAUUGGAUCUGGAAGCGUUGUUAUUUAACGCGUGUCCUGCUUGAAAUGAGGGGUCAGCCAAUCAAAUGGUCUGUCGAAUCGAGCGUUUGACCUUUUGUGCGCGGAUCUGUGGGUAGACAUUAGCGGCAAUAGAAAUCAAAACAAAGCAUAGAACGUGAACUCCCACUAUAACUUGUUAGAUCUACGUGUAGUGUAGGCCAUCGAAAGUAUAAAAAACGAAACGAAAUAUAGAUCUAUAUUUUAAUUAGAUUGAGUAUAUUCAGAUUACAGAUUAAAGACUCGAUGUGUCAUUUAGCGGGGGGGGGGGUGGCCGAAUGGUUAGCACGUGCGUGCUGUAUCAUAAUGCCUGUCAUUGAGUCAACUGGCGUGGUUUCGAAUCCCCGGUUGUUGUAGGGUCGCCUGUCCAACUUCGUGGGUUUUCUCCGGGUCCUCCCGUUUCCCCCCACUGCUAAAGACCCUCACGCGCAAGCAAAUUAUUGAAAUACAAUUAAACCAUAUGUUAGUCUCGAAAUGACCUAGUUUGUGUCGAGUGGACGUCUCUCUCUCUCUCUCUCUCUCUCUCUCUCUCUCUAUCCCGUGUCAUUUACCGCUAUAAUAUGAAUCCUUGCAAACUACAAUAUUGUGGAAGUUUAAUAUCUAACAGGAAUAUCAGUCCAAAACUCAUCCAAUCUUUAUUUACAAUGUAAUUUUUUGUAUUUUCAUCGAUCUAUGCUACUCGAGCGUAGCAAGACGCCGCCAUUUUUUAUUUGUAGUGGAGAAAGCUGGUGUAGUUUAAAUCUGAUUGAAUCCAAGACAGGAGAUUCUCUAGGUUUGGUAUUUUGAUUUUGUUUUCUUAAUUAAAUGUCCAAUUAUCAAUAUGAGUACAUAUUUAGUGUGUAUUAACCUGUGAGAAAUUCGAUAUUUUAGCGAAAAUGCAAAUGACGCAUCGACCCUUUAAAUUAUAUUCAUACAUUUUAGUAUUUUACAUGUAAACCAACUUUAGCCGCAGACAGACCGAGUUAUCUUAUUCAGAUUUUUCAAGCUGACAGAAUUAAUUUAGCUUGCAAAUCAUUCCACGCCUGUCCUCUGUGGGAUUUUUAAUGACAUACAAACAGUUAAGACAACUUGUCUACCGCUACAGUUAAUGUAUUUAAGCACAUAAUAAGAUUGUUUUAGAAUAUAAGUACUUAUAAUGACAUACAGUGACAGAGUCCACCCACGCCGGGACAUCGUGUAGCUAUAUAAAAUAAUGUUUCGACCUGGGGGCUCAAAUUUCCCCAGUUUGCAAUUACAAAUUUUUAGUGUAGUUUUGUAUUUAAAUGACAGUUAUACAUAAAUCAACCUGUCAAGAAAAUCCGACGUUGGAGUAGAUUACAGGGGGGCAAUCAACCAUAAGAUACAGAGUCAAGUGUUUGCUUUCAUUGUGAUUUAAUCUCAUUAUUAAACUUAAAGCCCCUGGCCAUUAUUUUUGGGGGUUUUAAAUCCCCUGUAAACUACAAUAUUGUGAAAUUUCAUUGACGAUGAAUAAUUGACGAUGUAAAAAUAAGCCAGUGCCACCUAUAAAUGUUGGGUUACAGCUUUUGAUAGCCCUCUUUUUAACCUGAUUGAAUUCAAGCAGGGGUAGUAUCUACCGUUGGCGUUUUCUUAAUUUUAUUUGUUUCUUUAACAUUUCAAAAAUGUUAAAUAAUCAAUUUGAGUAUAAGUUAGUGUGAAUUAAGCCGCGAAAAAUUUGAUGUUGUCCGAAAAAUUUAAAUAUUGUGCAGCGGCUUAAAAAUAUUACGUGUAUUUUUGUAUAUAUAAAUAAUAUAUUGAAUAAAGUUAUACUGUUAUUGUCGUU